Molecule: messenger RNA, 468 nt
Organism: Gossypium arboreum
Lineage: Eukaryota; Viridiplantae; Streptophyta; Magnoliopsida; Malvales; Malvaceae
Exons: 2
Coding region: 1-468 (155 amino acids)
Biological process (GO): DNA integration
Molecular function (GO): nucleic acid binding
Source: RefSeq, a predicted model, not a curated record
AUGCCUCGAACAAACAUCAUUGAGGUAGAUUUAUUCGAUGUUUGGGGCAUUGAUUUCCUCGGUCCCUUCCCUUUGUCUUUUGGUCACAAGUACAUCUUGGUAGCUGUAGAUUACAUGUCUAAGUGGGUCGAGACUAAAGCUUAUCCAACAAAUGAUGCUAGGGUUGUAAUAAAGUUUUUGCAGAAACAUGUGUUAACAAGGUUUGGAACCCCAAGAGCUAUUAUCAGCGAUGAAGGGUCCCAUUCUGUGAACAAGUGGCUGAAAUGGUUGUUAGAUAAACAUGGAGUGAAACAAAAGGUCGCUACAGCUAACCAUCCGCAGACGAAUGGGCAAGCUGAACUGGACAGCAUACAAGACACCUUUAAGGAUGUCACACUACAGGUUGGUCUUUGGGAAAGCUUGUCAUCUGCCCUUGGAGUUAGAACACAAAGCUUACAGGGCCCUUUGACAACUCAACUUGGAUCUUAA